Messenger RNA from Stegastes partitus (bicolor damselfish), 2139 nucleotides. RefSeq lists its product as uncharacterized. Bases 517 to 1854 code for a protein of 445 amino acids. Lineage: Eukaryota; Metazoa; Chordata; Actinopteri; Pomacentridae. The record is from RefSeq and is a predicted model, not a curated record. Gene Ontology annotation, molecular function: glycosyltransferase activity. Gene Ontology annotation, cellular component: cytoplasm. The transcript has a single exon.
UGCCGCCCGAGGGGGUGGGGGUGGCUCUUGGGCUCGUGUGGCCCUGGGCCCUGUGCGGCCGGUGCCCGGCGGGGUCGGCGGCUGCUGGUCUCGGCCCACUGGGGCCCUCACCUCGCGGACGUGGUGGGCUCUGGCUGGGGCCUUUCUCUGCCGCCAUCUGUUCACCUCAGUGGUGUGGUGGCUGGAAUUCGUGCUCUGGGAUUACUGCUGAUGGCUCGGGUCUUGCGGCUCUCCUGGUCUGCGUUUGACCUUCGCAGGGCCUCGGUUGCAUUUGCACAGUUGCGCUCAUGUGUGAACACUCCUCACCCCACAUAUUCGGUAAGAUGACGCUGCAUUGUCCGCACUUAUACCUGCUUUUGUUUGCUUUGUUUGUUUUAUUGUUUAGUUGUUUCUCCUGAUUUUCUUUUCCCUCGUCAUCAUUGAGAUUAAGGUUUUCUCAGCUUGUUCAUCUCUUACAGGUGCUCUUGAUGAUUAUCGGCUGUUUUCUUGCAAAAGCCGUUAGGAAUCAGUGACGAGAUGGUAAAAAACUUCAAAGGGGUAGUUGUCUUCCUCCUCAUGGCUACGUUCAUUGUCUUCUUCAGACAGAGAACAGCCAGGACUUACAGGUCGACCUCACAGCCAAAUGGGUUUCUACCCCCUGCUGCCUGCCUCCUCGUCUCUAACACAACCAUCACCCCGCUGAAAAACACCUCACACUUACUGGUAUCAGCCUACAUGGACCAGAGGGUGAAGGGUUUGGAUGUUCGCAUCAUUAGCAUAUUUAGGAGAGACUCCAUCCAACCACUUCAAUGCCUCUUCAACUGUGGAGGCCACUGCAACAAAACGGCAUUUCUGACAACUCCGACGACAGUUUUACAGCACUCGGACAACUUUGGCUUUCCCUUUGUCACCACAGAUGCCAUGUGUUCGAUUCCUAAAAACUGUCACGCUACCCAUGUCACUCUUCUGACUGAACCGCACACUGAGAGAGGGUCCAACCUGAGUUGGCUUCCUAUAAGGAACAAGACCAACGGCAGCGAGAUGAGGUUCAAGUUUAACUUCACAGUCUGCAUCUCCAACCUGUUUGGAGACUACAACAAUGUGUUGCAGUUCGCACAGACUCUGGAGAUGUACAGGUUGCUGGGUGUGGACAGAGUGGUGAUCUAUAACACCAGCAGCGGCCCAGAGCUCAGCCGCCUGUUGCAGAGUUACAGCCAGGAGGGCUUUGUGGAAAUAGUUUCCUGGCCCAUCAACAAGUAUCUGAAUGCAUCUGGCGGCUGGCUCUUCUCGAAGUUCGGAGGAGACCUGCACUACUUCGGCCAGCUGACCACGCUCAAUGAGUGCAUCUACAGAUCCAUGGAGCGCUCACGCUACGUCCUGCUGAACGACAUAGACGAGAUUAUAAUGCCAUACCAGCACAACGACCUGAUGUCGCUGAUGAACACGCUACAACAACAGCAACCAAAUACAGGGGUGUUCCUCAUUGAGAACCACAUCUUCCCCAAGAGACACUUUGAGCCAAGUGGAAUGUUUCACCUGCCUCAGUGGGAUGGGGUGCCGGGAGUUAAUAUUCUGGAGCACAUCUACAAGGAAGACCCCGACAGAAGCAUAUACCAUCCACACAAGCUGAUAGUUCAGCCAAGGAUGGUGGAGCAGACUUCGGUGCAUGAAGUGCUCAAGCAUUUUGGAAGGCGGUACAAAGUUCCACUAGAAGUUUGUCGGAUCAUUCACGUCUGCAAGGUUCCGCGUGAGUCUUUACAGCUGGAGCAGCUUCACGUAGACAAACGCUUGUGGGACUUUCAUGAAAAACUGAUUCCAAAUGUGGACAGGGUGCUGCAGAGAGUGGGGCUGCUGCUCUCUGAGAGAGAGCGCUGACGGGCUCAGAUGGAUGCCCACUGAGCAGGCUGAAUGUGAACGUGCACGCUCAGCAGCGGAGACGUUUGUGAUAGCCAUUGUUUAUUAUUGGAAUUCUCAAUUGUUGUCUUAUUUUGCACCCUUAAGAGCCUCCACAGCCCUGAACUGAACUGAAUGCUGCACAUAUUUAAAUGAGUAGACACGAUGAGCACCUUGGGGGAAGAUGUAUGAAUUGUUGUCGGUCUUGUUUUUCAUUUUUUUGGUUUAUUUGUUCUUUUUUUUACUAGAUUGUUUGGGUUUUUUUGA